AUGGAGUACAAGGGAGACCUGGCAUCCUAUGACAUGAGGCUCAGAACUCUGUCCAGCCCGAGCCAGGGGGGUGCUGGGGACCUGCUGGGGGGCUGUGCUGUGUGUGACCCCCCGUGUGCCCCCCUGUGUGCCCCCCUGUGCCCCCAGAGUGUGAAGGGGGUGAUCGAGUGCCUGAAGAUCAUCACCCGUGCCAAGUCCCAGCGCAUCGCCAAGUUCGCCUUCGACUACGCCACCAAGAAGGGCCGGGCCAAGGUCACAGCCGUGCACAAGGCCAACAUCAUGAAGCUGGGGGACGGGCUGUUCCUGCAGUGCUGUAAGGAGGUGGCAGAGCUGUACCCCAAGAUCAAAUUCGACACCAUGAUCAUCGACAACUGCUGCAUGCAGGUGAGCCCCCAAACCUGA
Molecule: messenger RNA, 402 nt
Organism: Manacus vitellinus (golden-collared manakin)
Lineage: Eukaryota; Metazoa; Chordata; Aves; Passeriformes; Pipridae
Product: isocitrate dehydrogenase [NAD] subunit beta, mitochondrial-like
Exons: 3
Coding region: 1-402 (133 amino acids)
Biological process (GO): tricarboxylic acid cycle; isocitrate metabolic process
Cellular component (GO): mitochondrion
Source: RefSeq, a predicted model, not a curated record